AUGGAUACCGUAAUCAGCAACCUGCCUUUGCAGAUAAUAGCCAUGUUCUCGAUCGGCGCCUACAAUGCACUGGAAGUGGUGUUGUCCAUUUUCGAGGGGUUCAAAAAGUAUCGCGGUCUCUACUUCUGGAGCAUGCAAGUCGCCGCCUGGGGAAUAUUGAUCCACGCCAUAGCAGCUCAAAUAAGGUACUUGAGCCGCGCUUCCAACCUCUCCAUGACGAUCCCAUUCAGCCUCGGCUGGAUAUGCAUGGUCAGCGGGCAAGCAGUGGUUCUCUACUCCCGCCUACACCUCGUCGUCCACGACGUCUGGCACAUCCGCUGGGUGCUCUGGAUGAUAAUAGCCAGCUUCUUCAUCCUCCACACACCGAUGACUGCGCUCUUCUUCUGCCUCAACCUGGGCGAUGCACGCUGCGCCCGCCCAGCCGCGAUAUUCGACCGGAUACAAGUAACAGGCUUCGGCCUACAAGACACCAUAAUCUGCGCAAUCUACAUGCGAGAAGCGCUGCGCGCGCUGCAGCCCAUAUUCGCAAUGAAAGGUCGCGAAGGCCGGCGAAUAAUCUACUGGCUUUUGGUCGUCAACUUCCUCAGCAUAAUCCUCGACAUAUGCAUUAUCGCGGCGGAGUUCGAACUCCACUACAUCGCGAUCAGCUUCAAGACCGUUGCGUACAGCAUCAAGCUCAAGCUCGAGUUCUACGCCCUGACGCAGCUCCGCGAGCUGACGCGCACGUACCCGUGCACCAUGUGCCAGGGCAUAGAAGGGAAUGCGCGAGUCUCGAGCGACAUCAACAUCUUCGAUAUGCUGGCGAGUCGGCCUCGGCCGGCGAAUAUCGAGGAACAGACGAUGCCUAGCUUUAUGGGAACUGCUAGUCCACCGCCGGUACAUUCGACCCGUGGCAGCACGUAUGAUUUCCAUGAGGCGCUGCGGCAGACGGUAUCGAAUGAGCCAUCUGUUCAUUCACAUGGUGAGAGUCGGCCGCCGUUUCGUUCGUCGGAUACCCAGUCCACGGUUGAGAUGACGUUUCUGGAGACUCCCAAGUAA
This is a messenger RNA of Penicillium soppii, 1038 nucleotides long. RefSeq lists its product as uncharacterized. The coding region runs from base 1 to 1038 and encodes 345 amino acids. The transcript has 2 exons. The record is from RefSeq and is a predicted model, not a curated record. NCBI's taxonomy places the organism in Eukaryota, Fungi, Ascomycota, Eurotiomycetes, Eurotiales, Aspergillaceae.